This is a messenger RNA of Phytophthora sojae, 1350 nucleotides long. RefSeq lists its product as hypothetical. The coding region runs from base 1 to 1350 and encodes 449 amino acids. Lineage: Eukaryota; Oomycota; Peronosporomycetes; Peronosporales; Peronosporaceae. The record is from RefSeq and is a predicted model, not a curated record. The transcript is spliced from 2 exons.
AUGGCUGGAGGCUGCACCAACUGCAUCAGCUCCUGCAAGAUCAGUCUGCUCAAGUACGCCUUGUUCAAGGAGGCUGCGCUUACGAGUACCCCCAGAUUUUCCGCGCUGGUGGGAAAAUCCCCAAUGGAGUCGUUGUAUGAUUUCAGCUCAUUGAGCGCCGAAGCUCUCGCUCUCGGCGAAUCGCUUGACAAAAACGAAGCCUUGUGUCAAAGCGGCAUCAACGACUGGGGUGCGAUCACCAGCAUCUUGACGGGGACAGCGCAAGAAGUUUCCGACGUCAUCACGGCAGACAAGUGCGUGACCAACUGGAGUAUGAUGGGGAUCACGCGGCUAUUCUACUAUCCCACGACGCUGGGCACUGCGGAAUUCGGCAAGAUCUCCGCUGCAACCAUCAACUUUUAUCCGGACUACACCGAGUGUCGACCUGACGUGGGGAUCAACGACAACCUGACCGAAUCGAAGUUGGUAUUCGCAACCGACGGCGUGGACCCCCUCGCGAUGGCGCCGGAUGUGCUCAAGCUUUUCCCCUACAGCUUCACGAGCAGCUUGCCUACACAUUCCCGCGUGGUUACAGCCUCAAACACCAAGUACGGUGUGGCUACAGUGCUUGAGCCCUAUAUGCACGCGUACUACGGCGGCUGUCGAGUGCGCGAAGUGAACACUACUGGAAUCUACAUCGAGAGUUCCUGUGAGGUCUCAAAGCACUGGGAAGCGUACGGUCUGAUGGUGCAGGGUCCUGAAAAUGUUCCGCUGUGCAGUACGGGCGGUGUAUGCGUCCGCAACUACUACAAUACGGAGUGGGAGUUGAUCAGCACUGUUAGCACGGAGAACACCAACCGUUUAUCCAUCUACCUCAACACGGUUCGAACUCGCUACGCCGACACUGUCGCAAUUAACAUCCUGCCUGGAGUUGUGGUGACUCAGAUACUGAUCAUGGGCGUGGUGAGUCUGUACCAAGUGAUGUCACACAAGCGGUCAGUUUUGCUGACGCAGACAUGGGCGUAUCGCUGCCAGAACGGACGCAUGCAAGUGGUUUACCUCGCACAGAUUAUCUAUCACCUCGUGUACAACUCGGAUUUGUAUUGGCUGGGGCUCGCCACGGGCACGUUGACUCUGGAAUCCAUCGCGAAUCUUUCGUGUUGCUUCUUCGCCUUCUCGUACUCCUGUGUCAACCUGCUCAAAGCGCGCCCCGGGGAUCAGCAAUUGGAUCGGAAUUUUCGUUUAACGUGGGAGGCCAUGCAGCUCGUGCUCACCGCCGCUAUGGUGGCUCUUGAAGUCCGUGCAGCACACGCCGCUGGUUUCUAUCAUCGAGGAGAACGCCCAAAUUCUACGCAAGUCGUCAACGUCUGA